Aethalodelphis obliquidens (Pacific white-sided dolphin) is the source of this 2776-nucleotide messenger RNA. RefSeq names its product distal-less homeobox 2 (gene DLX2). Lineage: Eukaryota; Metazoa; Chordata; Mammalia; Artiodactyla; Delphinidae. Bases 658 to 1653 code for a protein of 331 amino acids. The record is from RefSeq and is a predicted model, not a curated record. Gene Ontology annotation, biological process: embryo development; cell differentiation; negative regulation of transcription by RNA polymerase II. Gene Ontology annotation, molecular function: DNA-binding transcription factor activity, RNA polymerase II-specific; RNA polymerase II cis-regulatory region sequence-specific DNA binding. The transcript is spliced from 3 exons.
AGUCUCCGUCUUCACGCCUUCUGUCCUCCUGCCAUCGGUCACCCUGAUUCCCCGCCCCCCCGCCUCCAGCCCCUCGCCUCGCAGCUCACACUCAGCAGCAGCCUGUCUGCACCCACGACCACAGCAGCCGCCGCGCCAGCCCUGUGAUUUCCCCCCACACCCCCGCCCCGCGCCCGGCGUUCCGGAGCUCCAGAAGCCUUGUGGCUCGGCGCUUCUGAUUGGCCGUUGCUAGGUGACGUCGCCUGAGCUCACGUGACGAGUGUUAAAUGCCCACCCUGCGGGAGCCCGGCCCACAGACAAUCGUAAAGCCGCUCGGGGCUGCUCACCUGCUCCCACCUCCUCCCGGAGCCCUGGCCAGGCCCCGCCACCCCUGCCCCCUCCACUGCCCGCCCCUCGCCCGAGCCCGCGCUGGGCAAGGCGCCGAGCGGCCCGAGAGGAGGAGAGAUGAUGAGGCCGGAGGCAGCUGUCCCGAGCAGUGCACGGUGAUCGCCUCCCCCGGAGGAGGAGUUGCCUAGACCAUUGCCGCAUUUCUUGUUUUCCUCUCCCCUCCCCCACUGUAAUUACAUUGGCUGCUGGAGGGGACAGGGAGAGACGGAGGAGGCGCCUCGCAACCCCCCUCGCGCCCGCCACCCCUGCUCUUUCCCGUCCCGGGCCAGGAUGACUGGAGUCUUUGACAGUCUGGUGGCUGAUAUGCACUCGACCCAGAUCACGGCCUCUAGCACGUACCACCAGCAACAGCAGCCCCCGAGCGGCGGCGGCGCUGGCCCCGGCGGCAGCAACGGCAGCAGCCUCCACAAGCCUCAGGAGUCGCCCACACUCCCGGUGUCCACAGCUACCGACAGCAGCUACUACACCAACCAGCAACACCCGGCGGGCGGCGGCGGCGGCGGCGGCGCUGGGGGCUCGCCCUACGCGCACAUGGGUUCCUACCAGUACCACGCCAGCGGCCUCAACAACGUCCCUUAUUCAGCCAAGAGCGGCUACGACCUGGGCUACACCGCCGCCUACACCUCCUACGCGCCCUACGGGACCAGUUCGUCCCCGGCCAACAACGAACCUGAGAAAGAGGACCUCGAGCCUGAAAUCCGGAUAGUAAACGGGAAGCCAAAGAAAGUCCGGAAACCCCGAACCAUCUACUCUAGUUUCCAGCUGGCGGCUCUUCAGCGGCGUUUCCAAAAGACUCAGUACCUGGCACUGCCCGAGCGAGCUGAGCUGGCGGCGUCUCUGGGCCUCACCCAGACUCAGGUCAAAAUCUGGUUCCAGAACCGCCGAUCCAAGUUCAAGAAAAUGUGGAAGAGCGGUGAGAUCCCUUCGGAGCAGCACCCGGGGACCAGCGCCUCGCCACCUUGUGCUUCGCCGCCGGCCUCGGCGCCGACCUCCUGGGACUUCGGCGCGCCGCAGCGGAUGGGGGGCGGCGGCGGUCCGGGCAGCGGCGGCAGCGGCGCGGGCAGCUCCGGCUCUAGCCCGAGCAGCGCCGCCUCGGCUUUCCUGGGCAACUACCCGUGGUACCACCAGGCCUCGGGCUCCGCUUCGCACCUGCAGGCCGCUGCGCCGCUGCUGCACCCGGCGCAGACCCCGCAGCCGCACCACCACCACCACCAGCACCACCACGGCGGCGGGGGCGCCCCGGUGAGCGCCGGGACGAUUUUCUAACUCCCGGAGACUGCGCCAGAGACUAAGAGAGCAGAGACCAGUUAUCCUUACUGCUCAUCCCCAGAGCCACAGGGUCCCUCCGGCUGGCCCGAUGAUGCCACCCGCCGCUCCCGGAGGUGGCGGCCCAGGAUGGCCUACCCCAGGGCCGGGGCCACCGCGCGGCCAGGGACUGGAAGGCGUCUUCUCGCGCCACGGGCUCCUCUCGGAGAAACCCGGCAUCCGCGGGAGAAACCCUGCCAAGGCCGCCUUUCCGACCUGAGCCCCGCCUCAGACUUGCCUCCCCUCCCCUCCCCUCCCCGCCCCGCCCGGCGAGGCAGUCCGGCGCCUUUUUCGCCCCGGGCCGCGAGCAGAGUCCCGGAGAGGGACGCCUGCCCCGCCCGCGAGGCUGCCUGGGCCCUCUGAGGCUCCUUUCUCCUUGCCCGCCCCCAGGCUCAGCUCCUGUCCUCUGGGGUUAUUGACCUCCCGGUCCUGCCGGCCUGCCCUCCCCCCGCCCCGACCCCUCGACCCCGGCGGCCCGCCGCUUUUUUUCUGCCCUGCUGUUUCCAGCCGUUGGAGCCCUCGUCCCUCCCCCGCCUUAGCUCUCCUCGCAGGAACGCUCCCUCAGCUCUCUCCUCAUCCUUCACCAGUGGAGUUUUUUUAUUUUUAUUUUUUUAAAAGUUUAGGUGCCUUUGCGGAUGACCUCAUUUUGAUGUUGGGGGAAAAAAUGAUUUUUUUAAUAUGUGGACACUGCAAAAAAAUGUGUUUAAAUUAUCUUUUUUAAAACCUAUUCAGGAUUAUUAGCCUGGACUUCGAUAUAGCGUUUGUAAAUAAAGGUGUCUGUGCAGAUUUUCCCACUGAUUUAUUUGUAUAAAAAUACUCAUCUUUUCAGACUUUUUUGUAAAUCCCCACUUGUGAAAACUGCGGUUUAGCAGUGACCUCAGCAACCCCUCCGUUUUAUUUUUCCCUUCGAAAAAUGUUCUCAGUUUAACUAAGCUACUGAUUUGGAUUUGUUUUAUCUUAUCCUAAAGUCUUUGUUCUUGAAAUGAAAGGUAUUUUGGGGUUAUUUAUUAUGAAAACAACAUGCUCUUAAUGUUGAUUUUACAAUAUGAAGAGAUUAUUUAAAUAAAUUAUUGUUUUCAUUGGA